Messenger RNA from Dufourea novaeangliae, 4120 nucleotides. RefSeq lists its product as uncharacterized. Gene Ontology annotation, molecular function: DNA-binding transcription factor activity, RNA polymerase II-specific; sequence-specific DNA binding. The record is from RefSeq and is a predicted model, not a curated record. Bases 402 to 4022 code for a protein of 1206 amino acids. Gene Ontology annotation, biological process: regulation of transcription by RNA polymerase II. Lineage: Eukaryota; Metazoa; Arthropoda; Insecta; Hymenoptera; Halictidae. Gene Ontology annotation, cellular component: nucleus. The transcript has 11 exons.
ACCUUUCCCAUUUCGUCUUUAUCGUGACGAUUUCAUCGUUAGCGUCCUUUUAUUAUUGAAUCGUAUUGCUGUCCCCCUCUCCACCCCCUCGUCAACCCGCGUUCUAAUAGUUAUUGUUGUAUGUACAUGUGUUGUCAAUCUCGUUUUCGUGUAUAAUCAGUCAUUAACGUUAUGUCUUUAUUAACUGCGGUGAUUUAUCGAGGCUAAUUUUGUCAUGGCGGCGUCACCGGCGCCGCCAUCGUAACUUAUUCCCGAGACAUUUGGCGACUCUAGAAUCGAACGAGUUAUUUGUGAAGGAAAAGAAGAAAGUGUAGCAACUGUGGACAAACAAAUAUUGGCUUUAUAUUUUUUUUUUAAGUGCAUGUAAACUCGUUGCGCCCGCAACAGUUGGAAAAGUGUGUAUGAAAGUUUUACCUCGCAUCAUAAAAAUGCCGAAAAAUCGGUUAGUUUCACGUGCCGUGGCUGGUGCUCGAGCGUCUCACGUCACCUUAAAUUUGGAGUGCACAGAAGAGCCACUCAGCGAAGCACAAUUAAUGUCAAAAUUAGAGCUCAAAGAAAAUUACGACAGAGUUGCUGCCACCUUAGAAGAAAUGAUUAAAGAUCGUGGAGGUAAAUUAAUAUGUCAAGCUGGCAAUGUCAAUGGUUACCAAUACACAUUGCCUUCAAAUGCUCCACCAACAGUCGUUAAAACUAAUCCUCCACCCAUUGUCAAUGUAAAUCAAAAUAAGAGUCAACCACCCAUUAAACUAAAUGUGUUGAAUAACACAAAUGGUUCCCAGAGUAAUAUACAAUUGGUUGUGGACUCACGAAUGGGAGUUAUUCUGGGUUCAGUAGCUCAACCUCAAGUAACUUCUAUGACAACCACUUCGUCAGUUUCUAUACCCACCACCCCAUCAACACCUGCAUCGACAUCCACAUCUAUGGUAACAGCUCUGCCUACAGCUCUGCCUACAAUUACGCAUUCACAAACGGAAAAUUAUAAAUACACGCGAUCUGGGCGUAGAACAAAGGUACUUCAACCACAACAACCUGAUAUAAUAGAGGAACCUGUAUUAGUCACUCGGGGCAGACAAAAAGUAGGAUCUUCGACACAUGUUGUCACACCGACUACUACUAGCCCCCAAGGUGUAACCAAUCUUAGAAUAAAAACAGUAAGCAAGCAACAGAUUACUCCAUCUGUGUCACCAACCGUGACCACUAUAGGCACCAAUGCAGGGACAACUACGAGAUUAUCCAUAACUAAACCCACCGAACACACGAGCAUCGGUGGAAUAUCAGUCGGGAAUAAGAACGCAGCUUGCGAGCAAAUUGAUGAAUCAAAGAAGAAUCUUCCAGAUGGUAGAGAAGUAAUCUUCAACAAAAUGAAUGGCGGCAGAACAUUUCCUUCGUUGGUUGUCAUAGCUAGACCUAAUCUUCGUACAAAGGAUAUUGCACCACAAAUAGCUCAAAAAGAAAGGUCGGAAUUAGAUAUCAAAGUCAAAAGCGUACUCAUGUUUUCUGCCACUAAGUUUGCGGAAUGGUUGAUACAGCAAGGAUUGGUAAAAUCGGAACAGUAUUGUGCUCAGCAUAGUAAUACUUACCAAAAGACUAAGUUAAAAUUAGGAAUGUACAGCGAUCAAGGUACAUUUCCAUAUUCGGGAGGAUACGUUUGGAUCUCAAGUUGCUGCCCUGAUCGUUUCGUGUCCGUUUUCUCCGGCUCUAUAUUUCAAGGAGCCCCGUAUACACCUACAAUUCUUUUAAAGUUAAUUUAUCACUGGGCAUGUCAAACGAACGUUCAAAAUGUUGUUUCCUGGGUCAAAGUUACGAACGUGUACGUGAAAAACUUCUACACGCAUCUGCGUAGCAUUUGCACAGCGGCGGUUUGGGAUAAAUCACGUAAAAUGGGAGGCAAAAAUUCAGUGAUACAAGUCGGUGUGAUUAGUCUUGGUACAACGUCGCAGGAUGGAAAUUUACGGCAAGUUAAAGUCGAAGUGCUUGGUGUGCUAGAUUUCACUACCUUAGAUUUAAAAUUGAGAGCGUGCGAUCCUGUGCAAGAUGGCGAUAGAUCGUACAAGAGACGAUUCAAUAAUAUUUUACAUCCACUGAAGGACUGGGUUCACACAGAUUCGAAGAUUAUGACGGAUUUCACUGUCGACAAAAGUACACUCGAAGAAAUGGGCUUCAGUAACGUUACGCAAUCUGCAUUUUCCGAUCAGAAUCCUCGAAAUGUUAUGAGUAAUUAUCACAUUAUGGAAUAUUUAAGAAAAAUUGUCCCGAGGAUGUUUCAAAAUACUCUCAGUUUACUUAGUAGACAAAUGAUACAGCAAUUCUUGGACGAGUUAGUAUGGAGAGAAAUGUAUGGCUCGACCACUGCUCGGGCAUUCGACAAUAUUAUCGCACAUAUUGCGGAGCAAACGAGGAUAGACUUUAAUGAAAGUCUGUUAGAUCGUUUGGCUAAAAUAGCCGCAAAUCCUUUCCAGAAUUGGUCCUACUCGAAUGUAAAUCCACCUCCUUUAGCGCCCCUUGGAACGGCGAACAAAGAAGAAAUUAAAGCUGGAUGCGAUAUUUUGGUUCAAACAAAUAAUGUUGUAGUAGGUAGUAACAUCAAUCAGCAGCCGCAGCAAUCACAAGAAACGUUGUCGUCUUUUCCUCAAGCAACCAAACCUGGACCAAAAAGAGGACGUAAAAGAAAUAUUACGUUAGUAACGGCAGCGACUGCGAAUAGCCCAGAACCCGAAGCGAAAAAGAAUAAGUUCGAUGCGAAAAUUACCAGUAGCAAAGACUGGGAGAAGGAAAGCAAAAAUGAUCAGAUAUCGUUGCAAGAAUAUUACUAUGCCACCAUGGAAGGAGAGAAAAGUCUACUGUUGAAAGAGCACAAAUCUACGUUGUAUUUUAAAUGCUUCCUAUGCACGAUGACGAUGCGUACCAAUACAGACGUGAUGGAACAUACAAUCAGUCACGUUCCACCUCAAGUGCCUGGACAAUCGAAUUCACCCGUGUGUCGAUACUGUUGCACAGCUUUUUCGUCUCAGCAUCAAAUGGUUACCCAUGUUACAGAAACGCACAGUAAUUUCGGCCAUUCCGACAGUGAUAUGGUUGUUUGCGCUAUCUGCGAACAAAAAUUUGGAAAUACCGGCCUUUUGAUCUGUCAUUUAUCGUCCAUACAUUAUCCUUCGGAAAUGCCAUAUCGAUGUGAGAGCUGUGGUUACCGCACUUCCAGUCACAAGGACGCUAUCGAUCACUUUUAUUCUGUUCACGAAAAAGGUGAAGGUUUACAAUGUCCUUAUUGCCUGAAAGUAAUACAGUUUGUGAACGAAGGCAGUCCUAGUAUUACUAGCGUGCACGCUUUCUUACUGCACAUGCAAAGGCACGUUAUCAGAAGGGAACAAGGACGAGGAAACAAGUGUUCUAGAUGCUGUCUCUGGUUUAAUCAAAAGGGUGCGUUAAAAGCUCAUCAGAGAGAGUUGCAUGACUGCGUUUCCGGUCCCAAAGUUGUUCCAUAUUCGGGUGGUAGUAACGGUAUAAUGAUACCAAAGUUGCGAACACAAACCAGACGAUUCGACAUUGACAGUCCUAUAACGGAAUUGCCACACGACGAGAAGGUUAAGAAAUGGGCAACGGGUCCAAUCACAGUGAACGUUCCAGUGGAAAAUCUGUCUUGUCAAGAAUGUGAAGAGGAUAUAGACGAAUAUGAUCAUUAUCCAGGCGAACAAAAAUGCCAACAAUGCCGCUAUAUAACCUGUUGCUGGCGGGCAUUUAAAGAACACCAACAACAAAUUCAUAACGAGCGCCCAAUGACCAGCCUCGUAGUUCCUUCUCCACUCAUCAAUACUCCGUUGGACAAGAAGAUGCAAUGUGCGUGCGGUUAUGCGACCGUUGAUGGGAAUCAGUUAGCUACACAUUUGAUCAGGUGUAAAAAGGUAUCUGCCUAUCCCAUGGAACCUACAGCACCGUCCGCAAUGUUGGACAGUUUGGGAUUGGUUCCAAAAACUAUUUCCGAGGACACGGAUGUUGAUGGGAAAAGGACUAAUAAUUUACGUUAAAGUACAAAACAACCGCAGGACACAGUGUUAGGAGGUAUGUCAGUGAAAUACAACUUCCGGACGUGACUAUCUAACAUGGUGGCUAAUCAAAUGACGUA